Molecule: messenger RNA, 1005 nt
Organism: Adineta steineri
Lineage: Eukaryota; Metazoa; Rotifera; Eurotatoria; Adinetida; Adinetidae
Source: the annotation of a GenBank genome assembly
AUGUCAUUUGGAAAUAGUUCAGACACUGACAGUGAGUCGUUCAAUUUUCCGGAAGUAUCGAUUCCACGUCCAGUUCGUUUUUGGUUGAUGCUUUUAUUCAAUAUUCCAUCAAUAGUUUGUAGCUUCUGUCUUAUUAUUCAUAUUCUAAUGAAUCGAACUCAACGACAUGCAUUACAUAAUCAUACCAUUCUUGUCAUAUUAAUCUUUAAUUUACCCGUUCAAUUAAUAGAUAUUACUUUUUAUCUUAUAUUCUUUUCGUAUGGCUCUAUUCAACCAUCACAACCAAUUGUAUGUCUUAUUUGGUGGUUCGUCGAUUAUGGCUGCUAUGCUGGUGAACUCGUACUCAUGGCUUGGUUAGCAGUCGAACGACAUAUUCUCAUAUUUCAUGAUCGAUUGGUUUUAAAUCGAAGAGGUCGUUUUCUUUUCCAUUAUCUUCCUUUGAUUAUUUUAGUCACAUAUCUUCUUCUCUUCUAUUUGAUUGUUAUUUUUUUUCUACCUUGUGAAAAUGACUAUCUCUAUACAGUUCCCGUAUGUGGUGAGUCACCAUGCUAUGAGUCUUAUGGUAUUCUUGGUGUGUGGGAAUCUAUUGUACAUACAAUUAUGCCAGUUCUGUUAGAAGGUAUUGCUAGUAUUGCUCUUAUUUUACGUGUUCAAAUGCAAAAACGACGACUUCGUCAAUCUAAUCAAUGGCGUAAGCAACGACGAAUGAUUAUUCAAUUACUUUUGGUUACAGCCUUAAAUAUUGGUAUAGAUAUUCCAGGCAGUAUGUUACUUCUUGCACAUUUAUGUGGUUUACCGGCGGAUUACGCGGCAGAAGCUCAGCUUUAUAUCUUUUUUCUUGAAUACUUCGUUGUUUUUCUGUUUCCAUUCAUAUUAUUAAGUCAAUUUUCAGAUUUACGAAAGACAAUAAAAGAGAAAAUAAUGGGCGUAGUACGGAGACAACCACAUCAUACAGCCACUGUUAAACAUACAAGAAGAGAUAUAGCAAUGAAUAGAUUGGCAUAA